AUGUGCCAGGGAGGCGACUUCACCGCGGGCAACGGCACGGGCGGCGAGUCCAUCUACGGCAUGAAGUUCCAGGACGAGAACUUCACGCACAAGCACACCAUCCCGGGCCUCCUGUCGAUGGCGAACGCGGGCCCGAACACCAACGGCAGCCAGUUCUUCGUCACUACGGUGCCCUGCCCGUGGCUGGACGGCAAGCACGUCGUGUUCGGCAAGGUCGUCAAGGGCAUGGAGGUCGUCAAGAAGUGCGAGUCCGUCGGGUCGAGCUCGGGCGCCACCAAGCAGCCCGUGAAGGUGGCCGACUGUGGCCAGAUCGCCUAA
Messenger RNA from Pedinophyceae sp. YPF-701, 318 nucleotides. The record is from the annotation of a GenBank genome assembly. Lineage: Eukaryota; Viridiplantae; Chlorophyta; Pedinophyceae.